AAUAAAAAACGAAGACCGUUUCGGGCAUUGUAGCGCCGGAGGUGACGAGGGGUCAAGUUCUUAAACGGCUAUAGAGAGAAUGGCAGGGUGGAAGUAGAGGACAAAGUAAAAGGGCAAACAGUGUACUGUUCUUCUAACAACGCUCCAUCCCCAUGGAAAAGCUGCGGAGCUCGCGGCCAUGGAGGAGGCCGAUUAAUGGGUCCUCAAUAUUAGCGGGGUCCGAUUAUAACACGGCGUCCUUCUCUGUGCAGCUAGAUGAUUAUUCUGAGAUAUUCGACGCUGCAGCCUCUGCCUCUUCAAUCCCUGUUCUUGACCUUUCUGUGACUGAAAGCGGUUUCGAGAUGGUGGGCGACGCCGGCGCCGGUGGGUGCAGAGCCGGCGUUGACUAUUCUGAUAUAUUCGGGAGUUUUGGCGGUGGAGGCUUCGCGGUUUCGUACGAGGAGUUGUUCGCCGAGCCGAAGAGUUCGGGGGUUUCUUCUUCGGAGAACAGGACUCGAUGGGAUUUAUUGUCUGAACAACAGAAGAAAAAAGCCUCAGAACACCCACUGAAAGUUUAUACUGAGAAUAAUGAGCCAAUUUUGGAGAAGAACCAUCAUUCAUCAUUUCCUAAACAGUCAAAUGAUAAUGGUUCAAAGAAUUUCAGCAUGGCGUACCACACAAUUAGCAGGGAAAAAUUUGAUGAUGUUGUAAGUGAUAAAGAUGCAAGUGAUCCUGUACAUGAGAGUAAAAACAAAACAGUUAACAGACAAACCGUUGUCAACACAGGUACCAAGGCUUCAGCCUACUUUCCCUCUACCUCAAAGAAUUUUUCGGUUAAUCCCAUGGAGUCUAAUUCUGCUUCCCUGCUAGAUGUUCCAGCAGAUGAGAAACACAAUUCACAAUCUUAUAGCUACCAUUCAACAUCAAGUGGCUAUGUGCCGUUACAUGAUGUUGCAUACUUGAAGGUAUCAGAAAUUAGUCUACAAACAAAUCCUUUUAAAGGGGCGCCACCUUCAAGACCGCCUCCUAAGCUAUCUAUGAAGCCAGAGCACCCGAAAGCCUUGUCUGCAGAUUCCAGAUUUGAAACAGAAGAAAGAAGCUCUCUGAAAUCUGAGGCAAAUGACCAACUGAAUUUCACCAGUGAAGCUACCAAUAUCCAUAAAAUUGAUGAAUCUAUGAAAGGCAUCGCUUUUUCACCUGAUGCUGAAGUGGAUCCUAGUUCAGCUGCUGCAGUUUCUAUAGCUGCUAUAAAAGAGGCAAUGGAGCAAGCUCAGGCUCGACUAACAAGGGCAAAGAAAUUGAUGGAUAGAAAACGUGAAAAAUCACACUGGAAGGUUGGUCCGCUUCGAACUAUGGGUAGUAAGGAAGAUGGAACUGCUGGCAAUGACGUAGAACUGAAAAGUAGGAGCAAAGUGAUUGAUGCAAAUAACUUGCUUAAGGAUAGUAACACGAUUAGUGAAUCUACAGCUGUGGAAAGGGAAGAAAUCAGGAGUGCAGGGAAAAUACCUUUGAGCCACGGGGAGAUAAAAAUGCAACUUUUUUCAUAUAGAAAGGACCAACAACAGGUGCGUAAAGAGAAUGCAUCCAAAUCAUUUGUGGAAAGAGAAGAACUCAAAACUGUAGAGAAAAUACCUUUGAAUCAUGAGGAGAGAAAAAUGCAACUUCCUUCGUACAAAAAGGACCAACAACUGGUGAGGAAAGAGAAUGCAUCUAAAUCAUCUGAAUUGGAGUGUGAAAUAGUUGAAAUUGCUGGGGAAUGGAAGACAGAUAAGGAUUAUUAUAAGCUGCCAAGGAAUGGUAGUUUGUUGAAUACAGUCAAUGAUGUCAGCAUUCAAGAAGAUGAAAAAACAGCAAAAUCAGCCAUCUGUUCUGAUGAAGACAAAGAAAAAUAUAAUAAAGAUUCCGAACAAGCUAUUGAAGUUGAAGAGAAACAGAAAUCAAUGGAAGUUAGUGUAUGCAUUGAAAAGUUAGAAAAAGAUAACAUGUUAAAAGUAUUUAGCAUGGAUUGCAUGGAUGAGGCUUACAAGAAUUUAGCAGAUGCAACGAUGGAUUCAUUUCUGCUUAAAGACCAUGCCAGUGAACUCGAAAAGGAUAUUGGUUCUCUUCAAUCUGCUGAAAAUCUGAAGCAAAGUGAGGCCCAUAAAGAUAAUAACAUUGAGAACGAUGCUAACAAAACCGGUUUUGUUGUUGAUUAUUGUCUGUAUAAAGAUAAUGUAAAUAAGUUAGUAAACGAAGUCAAUGACGAAGUGAAAGUUCAGAAUGAAACUCUUUUCCACGAUAUAUUUGAGAAGGAAAUUAAAGAGCUGGAUGAGUUGUGCACAUUUGAUGAAACAGACAAAAAUAAAGUAGAUGUAGAAAGAAAACCAGGGAACAAUUAUGAAAAUGAAACAAGAAGCAUGAAAUAUCAGUACUCUUACAAUGCAUACAAAUGCGAGGUUGAGGAUAGUAAUAAUGCAGCUGAGAAGGAUGAGGGUGAUAAAUUCCAAAUAAAUGAAGAGGCCCGCAUUUUAGUGGAAAAUAAACUUGAACGAGAGGCGAUUCAAGAUGAAAAUAGGCUGAAAAAUGGUUUGGAAAUGCCCGAAGCACAAGAAAAAAUGAAAGAUGAAGAACUUGAACAGGUAUUAAACUCUACUGAAGGGACCUAUUGUAAAGAUUGCAAUGAAAAGGAAACAAGAGAUGUUCCAUCUGUGCUCCAGCAAAAUAAGGAAUUAAUGGGAGAUCUCAUGAAUCAGGACGUGAAGAAUUAUGAAUUCCUAGCUUCAGCUGAUGAUGCUUGUGGUGAAAGGGUGAGUGAGAACAUAACAGAAGUUGAGGAAUCAGAUACCAGGAAGGUCUUUUUGUCUAGAAAGGAAGUCAGCUUGCUGGCUACAGCUCUGGAUGCAACAGAAGUUUCUCAUGUUGACAAGGCUGGGAAUCAUAAGUGUACAGAAGUUGAGGAAAAUAAUAGUAAGAUGAAUGUAGGCAGGGAAAGGGAGAAAGAGCCGGAAACAAACCUAGAAGAGAAAAACCUGGAUAUAGAAAGAGAAAGAGAGAGGAUUGCAGUGGAAAGAGCAAACUAUGAAGCUCAUCAGCAGGUACUUGCUGAAGCCCGGGUAAAGGCAGAAAAAAUUGCAGUAGAAAGAGCCACAGCUGAAGCAAGGCAAAGAGCACUUGCAGAAGCCCUACAAAAGGCAGAAAAAACUGCUGAAGCUGAGAAGGCUUCUAGGGAAGCAAGAUUAAGAGCCGAGCGCGCUGCAGUUGAACGAGCUACAGAAGAGGCUCGCAAGCGUGCCAUUGAGAAAGCACUAGCUGUGAAAGCUUCCGCUGAUUCAAGAGAGCGCACAGCUCAAUUUAGUGCCUCUAAUAAAGACAGGCUGAGGAAAGAUAAUAGGAGAGAGUAUUUCAGGGCUUCUCAUAUUAAGGAAGAUUCUGAUGCAAAAUACAAACCAAAUUUAGAUAAAAUUCAACGGAAUGCACAAUCUCAAACUGCUAGUAGUUCUACCAAUAACCACAUAUAUUCAGAUUCUCACAAUAAUGGGAAUGGAGCCGAGUCAAAGUUGUCAUCUAAAGCAAGACAAGAGAGGCAACAGCAGACAGCUGAGCGUGCUUCAAAAGCGCUUGCUGAAAGGAAUAUGCGUGAUAUUCUUGCUCAAAGAGAACAAGCGGAACGUGAUCGGUUGGCAGAAUCACUGGAUGGUGAGGUGAGGAGGUGGUCAAGUGGAAAAGAUGGGAAUUUGCGUGCAUUGUUGUCGACACUACAAUAUCAGAUCCUCGGCCCUGAUAGUGGUUGGCUACCAAUUCCUCCAACAGAUAUCAUGAAUGCAUCUGCUGCGAAGAAAGCUUAUCGGAAGGCUACUCUUUGUGUUCAUCCAGAUAAACUGCAACAAAGGGGUGCCACAAUUCAACAGAAGUAUAUUUGUGAAAAGGUGUUUGAUCUCCUUCAGGAAGCUUGGAACAAGUUCAAUUCAGAGGAGCGAUAGCAGAGUCCUGGUACUUCAUUUCCUUCUAUUGAAGCGUUAAUGUUUUCGCCAUUGAAUCCUGUCGAUGAAUCAUAGUGGUUCAUAGAAUCACUAGUGAAUGAGCAGAGCUAAUGGCCGGCGUAGCUGAACUGGUUUUGAAGAAAGAAUCCGUUAGAAGGGACACACAAAACUAGGAAGCAAAUACAAACUCAAGGCUCAAAAGGAUCGUCAAGUUAUGUUUUAAACUAUAUGUUGCUCCAAAAGAAGCCUAUAUUGAAGUAUAAAUUGAAGAUAAAAAUGUAGUACGGCAAAGUUUAUUCU
Dendrobium catenatum is the source of this 4238-nucleotide messenger RNA. RefSeq names its product auxilin-like protein 1. The transcript has 8 exons. Gene Ontology annotation, molecular function: clathrin binding. Gene Ontology annotation, biological process: clathrin-dependent endocytosis; clathrin coat disassembly. Gene Ontology annotation, cellular component: cytoplasm; vesicle; intracellular membrane-bounded organelle. The coding region runs from base 153 to 3938 and encodes 1261 amino acids. NCBI's taxonomy places the organism in Eukaryota, Viridiplantae, Streptophyta, Magnoliopsida, Asparagales, Orchidaceae. The record is from RefSeq and is a predicted model, not a curated record.